AUGUCUGAUUCGCCGAUGAGCCCUCAGCAGAUGUACAUUUACGGCGGGACGGGCGGCGCGGGUGGCGGUGGAGGCGGACAAGGCGGAAAUGGCGGCGCAGGACAGGGCCCACGCGUCUACGUGACCGGGGAUAACAACACCAUCUACAGCGCUGGCGAGACGGAAGAACAAGAGCGGAUGAAGGUCCUCGAGUGGAUCUCUCCGCUUAAUUUCCUCGUUCGACACCAAGAAAUCACUGCGACGCGGGAGAAGACGACGGGCGAAUGGCUUCUGCAACAGCCCGAUUUUGUCAAGUGGAAAUCAGGAUCGGGCAAUAUGCUUUGGUGCUCGGGCAUUCCUGGCAUGGGCAAGACAGUGCUUGUGUCCAAGGUCAUUGACCACUUUCAGCAAGCUCAAUUCAAAGAUAGUUCCAUUGGCAUUGCAGGUGUCUAUCUGAACUACAAAGAAAUGAGUGUACAGACAAUUGAGAACCUGCUUGGUGCCAUCUGGAAACAGCUUGUCAAAAGCCAAGAUAUUGAGGCUGCAAAAGCAUUGUAUGAUGCCCAUAGGGACCAGAAGACUAGAGCAAGCAUAGCCGAGAUCCAGAUGCUUCUUUCACCUCUUAUCGAGAAGUUCAAGACCCUGUACAUUAUUGUUGAUGCCCUUGAUGAAUACCCAGCUGAUAAACGAGAUGUGCUUGUGGAUCAUCUCAUGCAACUGGGAAAGAAUGUUAAUGUCUUGAUCACCUGCAGACCCAAUGUGUCUCCUCCCCCAGGCAUUAAAAGUCUGUCAACACUAGAACUUCAAGCAAGUGAGCAAGAUAUUAGAAACUAUAUUAUCACUUCACUUCAAGGCCACAAACGACUCUCUGGAUUCAUGAGCAAAGAUGCAUCUCUACAGAAGCAGAUUCUGACCAAGAUCAUUGCAAAGGCCCAUGGAAUGUAA
This is a messenger RNA of Mycena indigotica, 924 nucleotides long. Its product is annotated as NACHT and ankyrin domain protein. The record is from RefSeq and is a predicted model, not a curated record. The transcript has 6 exons. Lineage: Eukaryota; Fungi; Basidiomycota; Agaricomycetes; Agaricales; Mycenaceae. Bases 1 to 924 code for a protein of 307 amino acids.